AUGGCAGCGUUCCUCCUAUUCCUCUUACUCGCUCUCGCCGCCAGCAACAGCGAGCACGGAGGAGCAGUUGCUGCCGCCGCCGACCCACCUGCCGCCCUUACCAUCCUGACACUGCACGGUAGCCCCGAAAACACCUCCCUGGCCGUGCAGACCCACGACCUCUCCCUCGCCGGCUUCACCGACAAGAGCCUCCACUGGCACGCCUUCCCAGGCCACGAGCAUCUGAUCCCCACGUCCAACAUCCGCAGCAAGGAGGAGGCGGUGGCGGUGAUGAACAUGCUGAUGGAUGCGGACUUCGAGCAAGUGCUCAAGGCGCACGCCGUCCCGAUCAACUUAGAGUAA
This is a messenger RNA of Triticum dicoccoides, 342 nucleotides long. RefSeq lists its product as uncharacterized. The record is from RefSeq and is a predicted model, not a curated record. Lineage: Eukaryota; Viridiplantae; Streptophyta; Magnoliopsida; Poales; Poaceae. The transcript has a single exon. Gene Ontology annotation, molecular function: rRNA N-glycosylase activity. The coding region runs from base 1 to 342 and encodes 113 amino acids. Gene Ontology annotation, biological process: negative regulation of translation.